Molecule: messenger RNA, 1684 nt
Organism: Drosophila kikkawai
Lineage: Eukaryota; Metazoa; Arthropoda; Insecta; Diptera; Drosophilidae
Source: RefSeq, a predicted model, not a curated record
AGAACUCGCUGGCUCGACUACGGUUAAAUUAAAUAACGGAUAUCUCCGACAUAUGUAUAUUUGUGUGUUGCUUUCAACAUGUUUUUAGAAACAUUUGUCUUUAUUUGAGUGUUGCGCAGCAUGUUCUUAGCAACAUUUGCAUUGAUUGUUCAACAAUUUUUUUGCCUUCCCUUUGUAGCUAAUUUUUUUUAAUACAUUCAAGAUUAAUUAAACAAAGUCUUUUUAAUUUUACUCAUUAUUGAUUUGGUAGUAAGAUCUUAAAGUCGUUAGAUUCCCUUCUUGUUUCUUCUCAUCCAAUGCAACAUUUUCUCUAUGUAAGAAUUAUUUAAGGAAUAUCCAUAAAACAUAUUACUUGUAGUACUGUUCUUACCAUUAUUAAGACUUUCUUACUAGAAUAUUAAACACUUUUACUGACUAAAUAUAAUAUAUAAUUUGGGGUUUACAAGUGCCCAGGAAUAUGCUCAAAGGUGUGUAAUCCCACUUUGCACUUAAUGAUUUAUGAUUCAUCACAUUUUAAUGCCAUUUCUAGAGAACCUUACUUAUUCAGAACAAUUUGUUCAAAUCAUCAUCAUACUUAGCUGUAAUUGUUGGUAUAUUCAAUAUAAAUAAUAAUUUGAUUAACUUUUAAUCUGAUUAAAAAGAUUCAAGAUAAUGUAAAUUCAGGAUAGUCGGAAGUCCGAAAUGAAUUUUUCAAUGCCAAAAAAAGUUAAUAGUCAUUUUCGGUUGGUGAUCUGAUAACAAGGUCGGGCAUUAUCUGACUGCGUAAGCUGCAUAUAACCGUUUUACGAGCACUUACGCUUGGUUCCGAUUAAGAUGCAGUCACUGAUCGCCUAGGACUUCCCCGACUGACAUUGAGGAAGUGAAACCAGAAACCAGAUCCAAAUCCCAAGCCACCUUACAGGAAGGAAGCCAUCGGCUCAAGUCAGUGACAAGUGUUUGUUUGCGCCCAACAUGGCAAUUGUUUAUGCAAGAAUUUGCUAAUACAUCGCCUCAGAUGGCGCACCUACGUCAUUACCUCAUGUCGCUGGAGUCGCUAAUUAGAAUUUAAAUACGUACGACACCAAGUCCAGCCGUGCUAGUAGAGCCAAAUCAUUCACCACGCAAUUAGAGUCAAGAUCAGGUGCGAUACAUGCGCUGACUCACGACCGAUCGGCCGGCAUAACGGGCUGCUGCUGCUGCUGAUGCGGUGUGAAUGACUUGGCGCGGGCAGCGUGUCAGUAAAUAUCGAGAAAACAAAGUGAUCAUAAAAAGCCAUAUCAUACAAUGAGACUGCGCGAGAUCUACGUGAGCGGCAACGCAAUUCUCCGGCGUUUCGGUGGAUUUUUGCUGCGGUGCCAAAACCUGAUUGAUAAGCCAGCCUCUGAGAACGGCAAGAACCGAUCAGUCGCCUGCCAUAUCCAUAUAAAUAGGCCGGUCGCUGGCUGUAGUGCAGUUCAGUACACUCGCAGCACUCUUCUUCACAAGCCAUGUCAGUCCAAGGAUUCCUGAUCAACCUGCUGGUUGGCCUGCUUCUGCUCCUGGCCACCGUCUCCGGCUCACCUGCCCGUGGAUAUUACCCAUCGCCGCCGCGCGGUGGACGCAGCUACACUGACAUUGCCCGAGUGGUGAAUCCCAAUCAAUACGCCUUCGUUGGAUCCCGAAACUAUCCGGGUCAGCCUUUCUGGCCGGCAGGAAAACGUUAACA